ACGCAGUCUGGAUUACGGACUCCCCAGUGUACCCUACAAGGGACCCUUAACAAGCCAGAGGAUAGAGUCCUGAUGAAGCGUCUUAUUUCGUUAUGGAAAAGGAGGUUUGGUGAAGAAGUCAACAAAGAUUUGGUUUACAUUGUUGCUGUAGAGAAGGUCCUGCAGAUGGAAGAUUUCAAGGAGGAUGGCGAAUGGGUGAGAUCCUCAGAUUAUAAAAACGCGCAACCUGAUCCUCUUCGAGAUUGUGCAGAGAAGUUGGUGGAUGAAGACACAAACAACAUGGAAGAUAUUACUCGCUUUUGCAAUGUAUAUGUUGAUUUGGAUUUUCAGGUUAGCUCUAAAUCUUUUGUGCAAAUGAUAUGGGUUGACCGCCUGGGCUUUGACAUGCGUCUCAGCUCCCCUGAGAAAGGCAUGUUCGAGGUGCGCAUUCCUUUUCCCAGAGAAGUCAUCGAUGAAAAAGGUGCCAAGUCAACAUUCAAUUGUAUGUCACAAAUGGCAUGGGAGGUGGAAAAAAACUUCCAUGCUCCAGAUUUUGAGAAGGUUAAACGUUUGAAGCAAAUAAAGUCCUGAUUCUUCAUUUUAGUUGAUUUUGAUUACCCAUUCUUAAAUCCUUUAUCAAAUACCCCCCACUUAUUAAAAUUGUAAUCUACCAAGAC
This is a messenger RNA of Neltuma alba, 656 nucleotides long. Its product is annotated as glutamyl-tRNA reductase-binding protein, chloroplastic-like. The record is from RefSeq and is a predicted model, not a curated record. NCBI's taxonomy places the organism in Eukaryota, Viridiplantae, Streptophyta, Magnoliopsida, Fabales, Fabaceae. Gene Ontology annotation, cellular component: chloroplast.